Cinara cedri is the source of this 9796-nucleotide messenger RNA. The record is from the annotation of a GenBank genome assembly. NCBI's taxonomy places the organism in Eukaryota, Metazoa, Arthropoda, Insecta, Hemiptera, Aphididae.
CGCUUUCCGAACGAUUACGCGUUAAUUUUGCUCGACGCGUGGGUUUUGUUUUCGUUUUGAAAUCCGUUCGGUUCACGCACCGUGUUUGGACGAAAAUAUCGGAAAUUCGGUCGGUGAAUUUCGAGUGAAAAACGCUCCGCGCGCGUAACGCCGACAUGACCUUUGGCCGAUAAACAAACGGACGUUUGCGUUUAUUCCGGGGAAAUAAAAAAUGAUCCCGGCGACGGCGGACCACCACCGCUGGCGUCCCGCAAACGUCGAAGGCGAAUACGAACGGUUGCCGAGCGACGAAGACGACGGCCGAUCGUCGGCCAUCGACGGGUACGACGCCGACGGUGACGACGACGUCGAGUGUCGCGAGAAGAGGUCGCGGCGGCCGGUCGGCACCCGGCAGACGGUCGUUUACGGGCUCGGGCACGUGUUCAACGACUUCACCGCGUCCAUAUGGUUCUCGUACACGAUGGUCUUUAUGCAGGACGUGGUCGGCGUGGCGCCGACCGUCGCGGGAUUCUUGUUGUUUUUCGGCUAGUACUAUAAAAUCGUAUUUUCUAUACAGAGUAUUAAAGUAAAGGUCACUGUGGAUUAGGUCAGGCCGGUUAGGUUCACGGUUCGCAGGAAACGCGAGAAACAGCGGAAGAAUGGUCCGUUUCGGGAAGGACCUAUAUUUUGUACCCGUUCCCAUCGACUCUCGUCUUCGGAGAACAGCGGCGCCGGGAUUUUCUUUCGAGCGGGUGCCGCAUCGCCCAAAUUUUGUUAUAUUAAAAUUCUCGUUUCGCCCAGACUGGUUCAGAUCGGUUCAAAAUUAAGUCGGCGAAUAUUGUACAUUAUCUGUAAUAUUCCAACGUCAUUUAGCGAACGCCAAGAUUAAUGAUACCUUAAUGACUACUGUCAACCAAAGCUGUUAUCUUAUCCGGUAUAAAAAUAGAUUGAGUACUCGAUUAAGUAACGGUAACUAUAAAGGUUAUGUUUGAAAGUUUGAACGUGGUCACUGGUUAUAUCGCAUAUCUAUUUUACGACGCGAAAUAGUAUAUUAUGAUAUUUAUUAAUAAUACGGAUGUGUUUUUAAAAAGUGCUAGAGACAAUGAUAUGCCCAUUACAUACCGUUAAUUUUUUAGUCUACUACUACCCGAUAGAAAGUAUGCAGGAUACGUGUGUUGUACACGCUUAGUGCAUUUAUAGACAAAUUUAAAGAAAUCAACUUGAAUUUCUCACAUAAUUAUAUUAUAAAUGUUGACUUUGAACUUUGGUCAUGCACACGGCUGUUAAUGAAAUUUGGCCUUCGUCAAACAAGUGUGGAUGUCGUUUUCACUUAACACAGUCGGGGUUUCGAAAUGUUCAGAAGUAUGGUUUAGCUACAGAAUAUAAAAAAAAAAAAAAAAAAAAAACAGACAUUGGUAAAUGGAUUAAAUACGCCUUUUUUUGGAUUAUUAUAUUUUGAACGCCAUGAAGUGUCGGAUUGUUUUGUUGAAGAUCUGAUGCCGGAAUGCCCAACCGACGGUAGAAUUCUUAAGUUUUGGGAUUGUUUAAUCAAUAAUUAUAUUUCUGAAUAUAGUACAUUUACUCCCGAGUUUAUGGACAUGCAAUUCAUUAUUCAGCGAGUGUGCGGCUUACGACGAAUAUUAAGUUGGUUAUAUGUUGUGCGAAAUCGUGUGCAAACUGAUAUUCGUGUAAAAAUCAAUUGCGUUGAUGAAAUACCAAAAAUAUCAAAAGAUGCAAAUAUAACUCAAAGACAAAUGCACAAUCAAAAACAAAUAGGUAACACGGACUCGGGGCUUGGAACCUUUAUGAUAUUUUCGGUUUCGGUUCCAAUGCGGUUAUUCAAAAAAAAAAAAAAAUGCCGAUACUGGUUUCGGUUCCGAUACCGGUAUUCAGAGGUACCUUAAUAUUUUUUCAAAAAGUAAAAGAAAAAAAACCGAUAAUUUUAACAUUUUACCACGUCCGAAAUUACUAUUACAUCAAUUAGUUAUCUAUCAAAUUUUCUCGUUUCUACGAAUUUUUAAUUGAAUUACAACAAAAUUUAAAAUAAUAAAAACAUUACGUAUUUUUGUAAAUUUUCUGGUUCUCUCUACGUUUUUUGUUUUCGGUUUUUCGGAAAAUCAAAAAAAAUGACUUACCAACUAUACUAAAAGUACAACAAUAUUAUGAUCUAUUGUCUUUUUUUUUUUAUUCGAGCAAUAUUUCUGGUAGAAAACAUACAUAGGUAAUAUUAUCUAAAGUGAUAAGAUCAAUUAUAGCUGUCCUUUAAUCCAUUGAGGGUUAAAGGAUUUGAGUAAGUUGACUAUAUUGUUUUAAAAAUAUCCAAAAACAAAUUUUAAAAAAUGAAUUUGACUUUUGUAUUAAACGUUUUUGUUUAUUUUGAAUAUGUUUAUGAUAAGACGGCUGUAACAGACAUUUUGAAUCACCCGCCCUGUAGAUGUAGUCUGCUGUUAUAGUCUACUCUAUGUUACACUAUUAUCGCAUUAUUUGACUGGAUAUUUUGAUAUGAUAUGCAAUUUUUAGUGUUGUGUACUGCCGAAUUACGACUAUCGAAUAAUUCCAGAUACUGUUAUUGGAAUAAAAUAAUAAUAAUGUUUAAGCGAGAUAUAAUUAUUUUUAAAUUGUGAUAUACUCAUAUCUCAUUUAAAAGUAAAAAUAUCGAAAAAUCAUCAACGCUGGGGCAUAUAUAAUCUUCUUACUUUUAAACUUGGUAAUAAGUUAAUUUGCUUUAAUAUUAAAACUAACAGCACAAAAUGUGUCCUAAUAAACUCAAAUUUGAUAUGUGUCGCGUUUAUAAGACGGAGACGGUAAAUGUCGGUGUGGCGUCCUCUUAAAGGGAAGUUUAGAUUUGGUCUAUAUGCUCUUGGAGUUCUUUUUAAGGAAGGGAGAAAUGUAUAUUUACUAAAAAAAUAUCCUAAGGAUAAGGGUAGCUUUAAAAAUAUUGUAUAGGUAGGUACUUUAAAAUACUAUUUCUAAAUCUAUUUCGUCUUUUUCGACUUAUUAAAGGCCAUUGAGACCCAUAUCGUAACACAUAUUUGCUUUAAUCUAUCCCUAUUCUGAGUUAAUGUCUCCGUCCUUUACUCCAAUUUCCGUUAAGUGUUUUACGAUUUUAUCGAUCGAUCUUUACUUGGUUCUGCAGAUUGGCCUUUUCCAAUUAGGUUUUAAUUAAGGAUCGUUUUCAUUAAACUGUUGGAUCUCCAUACGUGACCACUGACCAUGUCAUAACAUAGGUAUUUCUGUAUCGCAUUAUUGCUUCUAUAUGCUAGUCUCUUUGUAUAGCUGACCGGUUUCUAAUAUUUCUUUUUAAUCAAAUAUUUUGGAACGUUAAUUUAAAAUUUGAACUUGUUCAUGAACUAAUUCAUUAACAUAAAAUUGAACUAGUGCUUAUUAUAUUUUUGGAAUGAACUUGAUUAGUUUACCUAAGUUCAUUUUUAAUUCAAAACUUAAAUACAGGCACCUGCAUUAAAAGUUAGUUUUAUUAUAUUGAUUUUUACUAAAUUAACGUAAGUUUCAGCGAUUUUAUUAAAUAUCAUGUUAGAGUUGAAUGUUAAGUAUAUAAUUUUAAGAGGACGGCACAGUAAAAUUAUUUUCCAUUUCUGUAUUUUUAACAAAAUUGUUUAUAUUGUUCUCCUAAAUCUAAAUUAAAAUGAACGACACAAUUGCAAAACAGCAAGUUCAAGUUCAUUAAAAAUAUGAACUUGGUUCAAAUAAAAUACGAACUUAACAAUGCAAUCUGUUUUCGUUUAUACAUUUCGAACUUAAAACGAAUGCACUAAUUUGUCUGAUUUCCGAGGUCUGAAAUGAAUAAUAAUACCUAUUACAUAGGUAGGUAAACCAACUAAAAUUGAGAAAAAAUUCCAUUGCCUAGGUAUUCACCUAAACGCAGCAUAUUUAACUACUUAUGUAUUAGCUUUAGAAACUCAAAUAAUGAUUAAUAUUGUGUGUUUUGUAAUAUACAGGACAAACCGUAGACGCGAUAUCGACACCUUUCGUAGGAGUUCUUGUCGACAAAUUCGGACAAAAGAAAACCUGGAUGCUAUUAGGUAUGUGCACAAUAAAAAUAAUAUCCUAACAAAGUCUUGCGGAAUUCAUUAUCAAAUCGUUAACUAAUCGGUUUGGCGACAUUUUACCACACAGGUACCGCUAUGGAAGCCGUGAGUUUUCCGUUAAUUUACAACGUCUGGAACCAAUCGGCGGCUGUGACGGCCAUGAUUUAUAUCGGAUCCAUAUUGAUAUUCCAAUUAGGGUGGGCCCUUGUUCAAAUCUCCCACCUGUCGUUGAUACCUGAACUGUCUGGUCUUUCGUGGGAGAGGGGAAAGCUAACGUCCAUAAGGUUAGUUCGUUAAUGUUGUGUGUUAUUUUUAUCAUGUAUACAAAUUCAGAGGCGAUUGAGGGAGAGCUAUGGAUUAUGGGGGUUUAGCAGGGACGUACGCAGAAAAAAGUUUUUGGGGCGUUUUUGAAAAUCGGAUCAACAAUAUAACAUUAUAAUGGAAUAAGGAAAUAACCAUACAAAAACCAAACAUUCCUGGAAGCGUUUGCAGAACACCCAAAACAACCUAACCUAACCUCCAUUGCGUACGUGCCUGGUGUAAAGCUCCUCCAAAACUUAUCAAAUCUCCGUCUGUGCGCAUAAUAAUUAUCGUCUAAUAAUAUUACACUUACAAGUACAUGCAAUUUGAAUGCGUAUAUAUAUUUUAUAGAUAUGCGUUCACAGUGUCCACGAAUAUUUUAAUGUUCAUUAUUGCUUGGUUCGUGUUCAGGGGCGUACGGAAGAACGGCGCCGGUAGUCUCAUCGGUCCCAACGAUGCAGGCAAAUUUCAAGUCAGUGUUUUUGGUUUAAUUAAAAAAAAAAAAAAACAUCCUUAGAUGCAAGAUCCAUAGUAAUAUUCUUCGUUUAAUAUAUUCCCAAAUUCUACACUCGUGUUUUAUCUUCUUUGUCCUGAACGCUCUUGAGUAUUUCGUAUCAAUUCAACAUCCGUCACCUACUUCAAAUUUUCUACAUAGGGAUAUAGUCAUAUUAUAUCUUACGAAUAAAUUUUUUUUCCUUGGAAGGUUGGCCUACCUCUGCCCAACCUCCAUCUCUUCCAUUGGCACUCUACUUCAUCCUUAACCAUCAACGGCUCGAGCGAUCGAUUCAUUCUAUCUCUGCCUUUUAAUGCCAAUUAUGCCUACCAUUUUUAUUGCUGCUAUAGCUGGUAUCUAAUUACUUCCACUUUAAUUUUAUAACAUUAUGUGAUGUAUCGCUGCAGAUACUGGCGUUGAUAUCCGCGGCGGUGGGAAUGUUUUCCACUUUGGUUUUUCACGCGCUACUGAAACGUCCGCGGCGGAACACCGUCACUGCUACUUGCAACAGGAAACUGACGUACCUGCAGAAUCAAGCUGCGAGUUUCGAUAAAAUACGCAAAUUCUGCAAGAGCGUCCAUUUAUAUCAGGUUGCCGUUGUUUUUACGGCUUGUAAACUGCUCAUAAACAUAGCCCUAGUUUACAUACCACUGUUUAUUAACGAAUCGGCAAUUGGCGAGUCGGGCACCAUUGCCAGCGUACCGUUGAUGGUGUACGUGUCAUCUCUGGUCACUUCGGUGACCGUCGAGUACAUCAAACCGUACUUUAAAUCCGGUAAAGUAAGUCCGAUAAUGAGCAGAGUCGAUGAGACGACCUUCAUUUAUUUCCAAAAAUGCUGAUUUUUGCUGAAUUUGCCUGUAGCAGUUUUAACCUAUAAGGCAGGGCCUAAAAUACAUCUAAUUUCAGGGGACACACUUUUUAAUUUAAUUGUUAUCUUUAACAGAUUUCCAUACCAAAAAAACCCUGUGAAAGUUGUAGCGUCUAAAAUUUUGGAACGAUUGCAGUUCAACUCCCAAGCGAUUUUUCGGAAUUUUUUAUCUUAAAUGUGUGUUUUUACAUACUGAAUUUGAUGGUACUUUCAAAAGAAGUCGUUCAGACCUCAUUUGGAAGUUUUGGUCAACAAAUUUCAAAAUGCUUGAUUUUUCUAAAAAUCGUGUUUUUGAGGUUUAAAUAUCAAAAGAGAAAGAUAUGGUAAAGGGGACGGGUGCAGCAACUGGUGUAGGUUGGAAGUUGGAAAGGUAAGAUACAGACGGAUAUUUAAUUUAUAUCUGUAAGCAACGAUAAACCAUUGAUUACAAAAUAACGAUUCUGAGUGGUGUUCAUUAAUAGUGAUGCUUUGUCAACAAUAUUUAUGCCAUAUUAUAAAAUAAUUAAAUAGGUUCUAUAUAUUUUCUUUAAUAAUAUUUGUUUAAUAUUUUACCAAUUUUCUCAGUUUUUCUACGUUUUCCCAUGUUUUAUACCGGUUUUUCAAAUUUGAUGAGAAAACUCCAGAGAAAAUCGAAAAAUGACUUCCCUUAAGUACCCUCCCACACUAAUUUUCUUUCAGAAAAGGUGCUACAUUUAGAAAUCCGAGUAAGUUUUCUAGUAGGAAGGUUGUUAACAGAUAAAAAAAAAAAAUAAACAUCUUUGUAAAACCAUAAGCUUCUUAGCUCCACUCAGAAUCUAAAAUUUAUUUUUUUGGAAUUUUUUUUAGAAAUGAUAGUAAUCAUAGGCUCAACAUUUUGGUGAAAUCAGAAUUCACCUAUUGUACUUAAUUUUUAUAUUAUUGUUAGUAAACCACGUAAAAUCUAAUUAUAAUAUUAUUUCAAUCAUUUGCAUAUUAAAGUAAAUCAAUAUUUUUUGGAUUUUUUUUAAUAGAGUGUAUAAUAACAUAAAUAGUUUUUUAAUUGAAUCAGAACUAACUAAUAUUUUUUGGUUUGGAAGAAAUAGUGGAAUAAUGUAUCUUUUCUUUAUCUUUAUGAAUACAUAAACAUCACAUUUUACCUUUGGAAAUAAUUAAUUUAAUACUAUUUUAUUUUUAUUACUUACUGAGGUCAAAAUAAUUUUAAAAAAAAAUCUCCGGUAGAGAGAGCUGAAGGGCAUGGUGAAAUUAAUACGACGAUUAUAACAUCAAAUAAUUGUUAUUUAUGACCAAAUAUUAUAGGAAGUUUUAAAAUUUUUUUUUCUAUGUGAAUUCUUAGAAUAGUUCCGACAUCUCCAUACAUAUCCGUCAAUGCAAUUAACUUUAAAUUAUAACUUAAGACUUUGAGAGGAUGUCUAUAAACGUUUUUUAAAUAUGUUACAUUUGGCAAUAAGCGUCCUAGACUUCGAUUUUUUAAUUAUUGCCAAAGAAAUAGCCCCUUGGCGUUUUCGCACAUAUUACUCAUAAAUAUCGAAAAAAUAUUAAUUAAUUCUGAUUUCACCAAAAACUUCAUUAUUACACAUCAAAUGAAAAAAAGUCCAACAAAUUAAUUUUGAUUUACUUUAAUAUGCAAAUGAUUUAAAUAACAUUAUAAUUAGGUUGUACGUGGUUUAUUAACAAUAACAUAAAAAGCAAGUACGAUAAGUGAAUUCUGAUUUCAUAAAAAUAUUAUACAUAUAAUUAUUACUAUUUCUAAACAAAAAAAUCAAACAUUUUGAAGUUUUUAGACCAUAACUUUUAAAUGAAGUUUGAGCGACUUUUUUUGAAAGUACCAUUAAAUUAAGCAUACAAAAACACACAUUUUUGAAAAAAAAAAUUAUAAAAAAUUGCUUGGAACCUAAACUGCAUUUAUGUCACAAAAUAAAUACAACUAAAAGUACGUGGAUAUAUGAUAUCUACCUAUAUAAAUGUGAUCGUGGUUAAAGUUUAUGAUAUUUGUAUAAAAUAAAUAAUGUGUAAAUUGUUAUAAAUUGGAAUUAAAUAUUACAAUACAUUUGUGUUAAAAUUCCAUUAUGUUUGCUAUUUUUACAAUUAAAACUAGAAACACGUAAUAAAAUUUCGGACACACAUUUGUAAUUUAGGGGACACAGUAUUUUAGGCCCUGUUAUAAGGUCUGCAAUCUUAAGUAUACGAAAAAUAGGUAGGUUACCACUUACCUAUGUACAUUUUUGAUAAAUUUAUCAAAUAAAACAAUAAUAACAUUGUUUGAAAUAUUGUGUAAUGAAAACAUUAAAAACUAAUUAGAAAUCACUUUAAAAUGACAAAACGUUAAUAUUGUAAUUGAUAUUAUUAACCAGAGGCGGUUGGAUGUUUGCUAUUAUUUUAACUAAAUUAAGCUACUGAAGUAUCUAUUAUAGGUGUUAUUUUUACUGACGAUAAAAUAAUAUUAUUUAAAUUUAAUUUGACCAUGUCACUAUACUUAAAUAAUGAACAACAGCUUAGGUACUACAAAAUACAAAACUAAUGAUGUUGGAAACUAUUUGUUUGUUUUUAGAUGUUAUUUGCAUUGGGUAGCAUAGUAUCAAUUAGUGGAUCGCUUCUUGUAUUUUUCAACCCAGACAACGAACUGACAUAUCACUAUUUAUAUUUGGCCGCUGUAUGCUUUGGUAAUAAAUAAAUAGAUAAUUUAAUUUAAAGGAAUUCAGCACUAGGUAUAAUAGGAAUAAAUAGAUGAUGAAAUAGAUUAUAAAGUUAAGAAAUUAUUGUAAAAAUUAAAUAUAAUAAUUGAUUGAUCAACAAUGAAAUAAAUAUUUUAAAUAUUUUAGAUAAAAAUAUCUAUAAUUUUUUUUUUAGAUUCUGAGCAUAGCAAGGGAUGUAUUAGUUUAUUAUAUUGUAUUUUUUUUUUUUGUGACUGACCUAAUCUAACAUUGUUAUGAUUUUUAAGUUAUUUACACACAGAGAAAAAGUACAUACAAAGUAAAACCAAUACAUUCCUUGCUGUUUAGAAUCUAAAAAUUGAGCAUAAUGUAGUGUUUUUUUUCUUAUAAAAGUCUAAAGUUCAAAUUUUAAUUAUUAGUUAUAUUUAUUACAACAUUUCAAAAUAUGUUUAACCUGAUUUCGCUCAGAAUUAUAUUUUACUAAUAAUUUAUUUUACUUGUGUAUAGAAAAAAAAAGUUCUAUGUAUCCUACCAUCCUAAAUUUUUUAUUUGUAAGUAAGCAAAUCAUUGGUGGUUUUCAUAAUAAAAGAAAUUAAAUUAAAAUGGUUGCUACAAAUUAUUUAAAGUUCGAAAUAAAAAAUAAAGAUUCCAUAAUAUUUUUAUGGACUAAAGAAAUCAAACUAUUUAUGUUUUUUAGGUUCAGGAAGUGCGAUAACUUCAGUGUUGAGUUUGAGUGUAACUGCAAAUCUAAUUGGAAACGAUACAGAUUGUGGAGCUUUUAUUUACAGUUCAGUAACAUUUUCUGACAAAUUAAUCAAUGGAUUAGCAAUCAUAGGAAUAGAAUUCAUGUAAUUUAUUUAAAAUAUUGUAUUUCAUAAUGAAACAGAAAAUGCAUAUCAUAUUAUUUAUGUAAGUUUUUUUUUUUUUUAUAGGAAAUGCACAAAUUUAGAACUGUGUUCACACUAUUACAGAGACGUUUUGUCAUUUAGCAGCGGAUCACUUGCACUCAUUGGUUUAUUGGUUUUUUUGACAAUACCAGAUAUACUUAUCAAGAUGUCAAAUAAUUUAUCAUCUCAUGUAGAUUUUUAAAAGUCAAUUAUUAUUGAUAUCACAAAACAUUGUUGUUCCUUUGUUAUUUUUAGGAUUUAGAAUAUUAUAGUUGUCAAACAUCCAAUAUUAUAUUUUUAUAUUUUUUUAUUCUAUAUUUAUACAAACACUUUUAUUAUAAUAUAUACUUUUUACUCUAAGGUAAUGGUGUUUUUCUGGUGUAUGGAAAUUCUUCACGACUGUGAUAGGGUUCAUAGGGGUCAUCUGGAUAAUACCUCCUUUUCUUCCAAUAUUUAGUAGUCAUUUUAUCUAAGAGCGAACAUUGUUUGGCAUUACAAAACACGUGUUGCCUCAGUCUACGUUUUCUAGCAGCAGGUUUUUUCCACAUUUUCUUGUUACGUCCACAUUUUGUACGAAUCCAAAUACCCCUAAU